GGCCGUUGAGGCUCCGCCGAGCGGCCGAGGCCCCGCCUGGGCGAGGAGGGCAGGAAGAUGGCGGCGGGCGGCGGCGGCAGGGCCUCGUCGUCUUCCUCCUCCUCUUCCUCGGCCGCCUCCUCGUCGUCGUCGUCGGCCGGCGCCCUGGAGGCCUCGCUCGACAGAAAGCUGCAGGCGGUGACCAACACCAUGGAGUCCAUCCAGGGCCUCUCCUCCUGGUGCCUGGAGAACAAGCGGCACCACAGCACCAUCGUCUACCACUGGAUGAAGUGGCUGCGGCGCUCUGCCUUUCCUCAUCGAUUGAACCUUUUUUACUUGGCCAAUGAUGUGAUACAGAACUGCAAGAGAAAAAACGCGAUCGUGUUCCGCGAUACGUUUGCAGAAGUGCUCCCUGAAGCGGCUUCGUUAGUGAAGGAUCCGUCAGUUUCCAAAUCUAUAGAAAGAAUCUUCAAAAUCUGGGAGGACAGAAACGUGUACCCUGAGGAAACUAUUUUGGCACUAAAAGAAGCUCUGAGUACCACUUUCAAAACUCAGAAGCAGCUGAAAGAAACUCUGAACAAACAACCGAAUAAGCCGUGGAAGAAAUCUCAAACAUCCACAAACCCAAAAGCUGCUUUGAAGUCCAAGAUUGUUGCUGAAUUCAGACCCCAGUCUCUCAUUGAUGAAUUGCUAUUGUAUAAGCGCUCGGAAGACCAGAUCGAACUGAAAGAGAAGCAGCUUUCCACUAUGCGAGUGGAUGUGUGCAGCACUGAAACGCUGAAGUGCUUAAAAGACAAAACGGGAGGAAAGAAGUUCUCCAAGGAGUUUGAAGAAGCAAGUUCAAAGCUCGAAGAGUUUGUAAACGGCCUGGACAAGCAAGUGAAAAACGGCCCCUCGCUAACCGAAGCCCUCGAGAACGCUGGUAUAUUUUAUGAAGCGCAGUACAAGGAAGUCAAAGUCGUAGCGAAUGCUUACAAAACAUUUGCUAACAGAGUGAGCAAUCUAAAGAAAAAGCUAGAUCAGCUGAAAGCAACGCUUCCUGAUCCAGAGGAGUCUCCCGUCCCCUCCCCGAGUAUGGACGCCCCAUCUCCAACGGGCUCCGAGUCCCCCUUUCAGGGAAUGGGGGAGGAGGACAGCUCACGUUCUCCAGCAGUUGGCAACCGCAAGGCGGUGUCUCCAGAGCCUGUGACAGAUAAUCGGGAUGUGGAGGACAUGGAACUCUCUGACGUGGAAGACGAUACAUCUAAAAUUAUUGUGGAAGAGAGGAAGGAGAAGCAGGCUGCUCCACCUUCAGCACCUGCGAAGACUGAAAAUGCCCCUAAAGCGGCGCCGUCCACCGCUGCCGUCAGCACCACCUCGGUGACGGUGACGACACCCGCCCAGACUCCUCCGACUCCUCCGGCUCCCAAGGUGGUGAGCGCGGCGCCCGUCCCUCCAUCGCCAGCGCUCGCGUUGCCUAACCUUGCUAACGUUGACCUGGCAAAGAUCAGCUCCAUUCUUAGCAGUUUAACUUCUGUAAUGAAAAACACAGGUGUCAGCCCUGCGUCAAGACCUUCUCCAGGAACCCCGACGAGCCCAACAGCUCUUACUGGUGGCCUGAAGACGCCUGUCCUGGGGACUCCGUCUGCUCCUUCAAACCCGUUAGCAAAUAUUCUCUCCAAAGUGGAAAUAACUCCUGAAAGCAUUCUGUCUGCCCUCUCCAAAACCCAGACUCAGACUGCGCCAGCACUGCAAGGUUUGUCAUCCUUACUUCAGAGUGUUGCUGGAAAUACCAUUCAGUCGAGCGAAACCGCAUCACAGAGCACUUCAGCAUCACCAGCCAACACAACUGUACCUUGCGUGAAGGGAAGGAAUAUUCCUUCCAACACUCAGUCCUUUAUAUCCAAAACUUUUGGUUAUUCUCCAAAUUCGUCAACCUCUGAGGUUUCCUCGACUUCAGUUACUAAGGCUCCCAUUGGACAUGCCGCGGGGCUUUCAAGUUCUGGUUUUAAGCCGCCAACCAAUUCCCUGGGGUUCUCCAGUUCCCACCCUCCCAGUCCUUCCUCCCUUUUACCGACAGACACCUCAAUGAGUCAAUCCUCUGAAAUUUCAAAGGCGAAGCUGGAAUCGGAACCCCCUUCUCCAAGCCUGGAGAUGAAGAUACACAAUUUCCUGAAGGGAAAUCCUGGCUUCAGCGGUCUGAACUUGAAUAUUCCGAUUUUAAGCAGCUUAGGGUCCAACAUCGCAACAGAAAGUCACUCGGCUGACUUUCAGCGUGGUCCUACCAGCACUUCCAUGGACAAUGUGGACGGAACGCCGGUGCGCGAUGAGCGAAGUGGGACGCCCACCCAGGACGAGAUGAUGGAUAAGCCAACGUCGAGCAACGUCGACACCAUCUCCUUGCUGUCAAAAAUCAUGAGCCCUGGUUCCUCUACUCCCAGCAGCACGAGGUCGCCUCUUCAGAGCAGGGACGAUGGCUAUCCCCAGGAACUUUCCAAUUCUGUGCACACCUACCGGCCCUUCAGCCUCGGCAGAGAUUCUCCGGUCGGCAUGUACAAGCAGCCUGCAGACAGCAUGGAAAUCCCCUCCUCUUUAAUGGACUCCUCGCAGGAGAAGUUUUAUCCGGACACGUCUUUUCAAGAAGAUGAAGAUUACCGUGACUUUGACUACUCCGGGCCCCCCCCAUCUGCCAUGUUAAACCUGGAGAAAAAGCCCGCAAAGUCGAUUUUGAAGUCAAGUAAAUUAUCCGAAGCUGCGGAGUACCAGCCGGUCCUGUCCAGUUACGGUCAAAGAUCGCAGGAUUUUAGCGUGAAGUCGUCGUUCCCUCAGUCGAUGAGGUCUAUUCUCGAUCAGAGCGAGAGCUGUGACCCGCUGUCGACAUCUCCAGGGAUGUACGGGAGCUACGGCCUGCGGGGAAACGACUCCACCUCGGAUGGUUCCCCUUCGCCCAGUAAGAACGACGUUUUUUUCGCACCAGACUCCAACCACAACAACUUACCAAAAUCCGUGGUGCACUCUGGCCUCUCGCAGAAGCAGUACCCGGACUCGCCCCACUCCAUUCCCCACCGGUCGCUUUUCUCCUCCCAAAGCCCCGCGGGCAGACCACCCACGACGGGCGUGGACAAGUCGUUGGGAUCUUCCAUCUCCGCCACGUCGACGAUGGAGUUCAAGAACAUGCUCAAGAACGCGUCUCGUAAGCCCUCCGAGGAGAAGCAUUUCGGCCAGAUUUCUAAAAGCGGCUCGAGCGAAGGGGUUGGCUUGUCCAGCCACGGCCAGGCUGGAGCGCCCAAAGGCGAGCAGCAGCAGCAAGAGGAGCACUACCGCAUAGAGACGAGGGUGUCGUCGUCCUGCUUGGAUUUGCCCGACAGCACCGAGGAGAAGGGAGCCCCCAUCGAAACGCUGGGCUACCACAACGCCUCGAGCAGGGGCAUGUCCGGAGAGCCCAUCCAGACCGUCGAGUCCAUCCGAGUUCUGGGGAAAGGAAGCAGAGGACAUGGGCGAGAGGCGAGCAGGUCAGGGUGGUUCGAGAUAAGCAACACGGGGAGCGCGUUCGAUAACGGGCCCUCGAGCGCCUCGGAGCUGCCCGGCAUGGGCGGCUUUCAGGCGCAGUACAAGGAGCACGUGCCGCCGUUUCAGGAGAGCGUGAACAAUUUCCGAACGAAUAACUUCAGCCCUGCUUUCGACCACCACAUGCCACCUCCCAUCGCGCCUCCUCCCCUGGAGCACGGGACUCCUUUCCAGAGGGAUCCGGUCGGUCCGCCCCCGGGGCCCCCGGCCGCUCCCCCCAAGGAUCACGGCAGCCUCUUCCCGAGGGAUCACUCAGUCCCCCCGCACAUGCCGCCCGUGGAUCACACUAACCCCUUCUCGAAAGAAACCUCCUCUCCGCUCUCGCUGCCCCACGGCGUGCCCCCGCCUCCUUCCGUGGAGCACACCGGGGUCCCCUUCCCCACUCCCCCGCCGCCCCCCGUCCCCGGGGAGCACGCCGGCGUCCCCUUCCCCGCGCAGCCGCCGCCGGCCGGGGAGCACGGCGGCGUGCCCUUCCCCGCGCCUCCCAUCGCCGUGGAGCACGGCGGCGGCGCCUUCUCCAAGGAGCACGGUACCGUUCACCAAGGGACGAUGAAAGAGCAUUUUAACGUGCACGCGGGACCCAGGGAGGCGGCGGCCCAGCCCCAGCGGGACCACGCCGGCGGCGGCAGCGGCGCGCCCCUGGGCCGCGCGCGCGAAGGCGUGGGUCUGGGCUCCCUCUCCAGAGAGCAGCUGGGGCCGACCCGCAGCGUCACCCCCAUCGGCCCCGCUCACAGAGACAGUGCGAACCGCGGCGGGAUGAUGGUCAGGAACCCGCGGGCAGACUUCAGGCCCAGGGAGCCCUUCAUAAACAGAGACCCCUUUCAGCCUGAAGAGGCCUCGGCCGCCUUUCGGGAGGGGAUCCCCCUUCUUUGCACCAAAACGCCCGUUCUUCCCCAGGUACUGAAGCAGACGCCCAUCUCUUGAGCGAAGGUAUUCGGACGUUGUAGAGAGCAGGGGAGUAGCGCUUUCACUUGGUUUUCCUUUUUUUU
This is a messenger RNA of Cygnus atratus (black swan), 4514 nucleotides long. It is a transcript of the gene RPRD2, whose product is annotated as regulation of nuclear pre-mRNA domain containing 2. Gene Ontology annotation, molecular function: RNA polymerase II C-terminal domain binding. Gene Ontology annotation, cellular component: RNA polymerase II, holoenzyme. Lineage: Eukaryota; Metazoa; Chordata; Aves; Anseriformes; Anatidae. Gene Ontology annotation, biological process: mRNA 3'-end processing. The record is from RefSeq and is a predicted model, not a curated record.